This is a messenger RNA of Aedes aegypti (yellow fever mosquito), 7516 nucleotides long. RefSeq names its product putative mediator of RNA polymerase II transcription subunit 26. The transcript has 9 exons. The record is from RefSeq and is a predicted model, not a curated record. NCBI's taxonomy places the organism in Eukaryota, Metazoa, Arthropoda, Insecta, Diptera, Culicidae. Bases 1864 to 6471 code for a protein of 1535 amino acids.
UUUUCAUUCAGUUUUCUUCUAACCGUCGUCGACGUCGUUUCUGAGGUUACUGCGAUUCGAACCGAACAGUGGAUAGAAUCCGCGCGCAUUCGGUUGUUUUAUAUUGGAAAAGUGCCUACUUGGACAAGUUUUUGUGUGGUGUUUUGGACUGAUUAUAAUCAGCAAAGUAACAGUUAUCGAACAACGAUUCCGAACGGUGUGGUGACAAUAUUAUUUCCUGCGAAUAAUUUUGAUCAGUGCAGUGUUGUGUUUUCCGGAAUCAAACUUCUGUGUUACACUACUGUUCUAUAGCAGUUGCGUAGAAGCAAAACAAGCCAGUGUGUGAGAAACAACAGUUUUCUGUGUGUUGAAGAAGAAGAAUACUGAAGCAGAGUUAGAUUACGCAGAUCAUCUCUCCCGAGCUCGGCAGUGGACUCUACCUUGAUCCCUGUCUGUACACCUUCAGCUGAACAAUUAACGAAAACAGAGCGUUCAUAAAAGUCGCGAAAAACUGGUCCCCCUCUCGGAGAAGUGAGUGUAUUGUGCCCGGCUCCGAAUCCGAUUGAAACUCGAAACCGAUACCGAAUUUGGCAGUCGAAGGGAAUUCCAGUUCCAGUGGUUUCGGUUUUUUUACUGGCCCCUGCGAAAAGUCGCGAGAAGGUGGCAAGGUGGAACAUUAACCGACCGAGAAAAAAUAUAUGUAUGUGAAAAAAAGUUUAUUACUAUUGCCUUCACCAUAAUUUGGCAGAGCUUUUCGGCUGUGUCGCGCCCAAAGGCGUGUGAUUAAAAAGUAAUCUGCGCCAUCGGAUCGCGAACUGCGAAUUCCAGUUUGGUCCAACCAAAAAAUAUAAAUUGAAAUCAGUGUUGCCGAAUGAGUGUACCUACUUACAUAUACGAAAGGUGGAGUCCUAUAAUAGCAUUAUAACUGCGAGCGAGAGAGCGCGCCAAAAGAAGAAUAAUCCUAGAGUGAGUGUCCAUCACGGCGAAAGAAGUGGAUCAAGCCCUCGUCUGUUCAGUUCCAGUUCCAACAGUGAAGAGUUGUUUUGUAAUUUUUGUUUCCUUCGGUUCUGUGUGUUUCUCCGGUUGUUGUGAAGGUUGAAUUUCUGUGCGGUGAUUUUGAUUUUCGGGUGUUCCGAUUACUUUGGCCAAAAGUGGAAACUGCAGGUUGAGAUACCUUACUUAGCUGUUGCUGUUGCUUUUCGGAGGAACGAGUUUUGUGCCACGGCUUGUUGGAUUUUAGUGUUUUGUUUUUUUCGUGAUUGUGCUGCGCUGUUGCUCCUGGAACCAAACAGCUUGAACGGGGUGCUUAAUUGUUGUGAUUUUUCUGUGCCGAAAGGAAUAGCUGCUACCUACUUACAUCGGAGAAAGACGUUUUCGCUGAACAGGCCGAGACACCACAUUCGUUGCCACACAGAUCGUUACGGAGCCCCAUAAAUGGAUUAACGCCGUUAUUAGCUAAGCGCAGCCAAUCAUAGUAAUCAUUGUCACCGUACAUUACCCGGCUGCCAUCAGUCAGUCAUUCGAAGGAGGUGUGAAAGUACAUUAACCACCAUUUCCCAUGGAACGAUGAGCAACCCUGCUGCUGCUACUGGAGGUCGUAUUUCUUCGGCGGCCCACAAUUAGUGCGACUCGAAGAUCCAGAAGCAACGAACCGAGGCGCUAGAGCUGAAAACCCUGAAGGUGAUCCCGCUGGACGGAGACAACCAUCAGCUGUUUGCUUCGCGUUUUGAUGAAUCGAGUUACCUGCGAUCGAGCGAGUGACCCGCGUUCCAUACUUGAACUCCACUGAGCGGUUAAACUAUGUAAACACAAAGGAAGAUAACUAACGGAUAGAACCCUUAAUAUACAGAAUUUUACCCCUGCUUACAAAAACCAAACACCAAAAUGAACGGUUUAUCCACACUGAACCGACUGCUCGGAAAAAGGAAUAAAGAUGUGUCCAAAUCCACCUCAAACCUCAGCCGGUCGACCACGAACCUGGAUAGCUCCACCCAGUACAACAAGAUUGUCCCGCUGGCCGCCAUGACAAACGCCCCCUUCGAGCAGACCUUCCGCAUCACGGUCCUACUGCCACGGGAUCAGCUCUACGUGACCCGGAUCGGGGCUAAAACACGCCUUGCCGUUCUCAUGGACAUGGUCUGCAACGACAAACUGCUAGAUCCGUCAAAGUACCUCUUCCGGCAUCCUGCUGAUUUUCACCAAGGUUUCGAACUGGACCUCACCAUUGGUGAGGUAGGGCUGAACGAGAUCCGCCUGAUAUCGAAGAAAGAGCUGGAGAACUUGCGGAACAAUGAGUACCGACUGAGCACAAGCGACAUCUUUCGGCUACACCAGAAGAACAUCCGCGAGAAUUCCGUGUCGUCGUCGGAUCUGAGCCGAAACUCUCGGACCGCGCUCAAAACCACUAGUCCGUACAGUUCAACGAAUUCUUUGAAUUCGAUGGAUUCUUCUGGGUUGAGCUCAAGCUCCCGCGGUGGACUGAAUGGGAACAGCCAUCAUCCACCGGUGGCUCCUACACGUAAGAAGCGAAUGGCACCCCGGCCACCCAGUCAGAACUCAAUUCCAGAGAAGGCUCCGCUGGAAAUCCACAAAGAUGAUCACAUCUUCAAAGAGCCCCAACUUCCUCCAUAUUCGAGGAAGAACUUCCACGUAUCGUCGCCCAAUCUCUACAAUGGAGAAGUCAAAAUUGUUGAUACGAUCAACAAUAAUAACAACAACAACAACGUCUACAAUGGCCAAACGGAAACCAACGGCAAUGGUCAUCAUGUCGAAACCGUCGAGGAGAUGAACAACCUCAUCAACACCAAAACAUCGUACAGCACCCUGAAGAAUCGACCCACGUCGAUGUACAUCAUUCGGGAGCCUACGGACCUCUCCGAAGACCCCGCCCACACCGAGAACAACGAUAACCUGCAGAGGACAUCGCUCAACGGCACCGGCAACAGCGCGCAGGACAUCGUCAACCAUUCCCGCACUUCGUCCAACUCGUCCGAGGUGAAAGAUCCUCGCGAUUUUCAGGAAGGUCCGCACCCCUCUACUACCAUCGUUCCCACCCCUCGGAAGCGGCUGAAUUCGAACGCUAAGAAAUCGAAAGCUCCGGCUCCGGCUCCACCUCCACGGGGCGUAUCGCUGCUGGGACCGAAACGGGACGAUGUGGCCACGUUGACGGCGGAACCGAAGAUUGUGCCGACACCGUCGCCGAGGGCACCGAACCGUGUUGCCACGGUUCCGAUCGGCGACGGGGAGACGAUCAUCUCCGGCACGGAUUCCAACUACAGCGAAACCGACACCGAGACACAGAAGAAUAGAGAAACUGUCAACAAGCUGAACGCCGUCAACAGCACGCACAAACCGCAGCCUUCCGCCGAUGCGACCCCCAUUCCGACCCCACCCCACCAAUCACCCAACGUGUCCAAGGUCAUGCUGAAUGUCGAUCAUUCUUCGCUCACCUCAACCGAUCCGCCUUCCUCCCUAUCCCCUGAAGCCGAGCGCAAACCAUCAAGCGGAGCCUCGUCCGUGUCCAUCAAGAUUGUCAACGAGCCCCCCACGAUCCCCAACGGAGGACACUCCAAGCCAUCCACCCCGAUCAUAUCCAAGGUGCACAUCGUUCCGCCCAAUGAUCGCGACUCCAGUGAAGACCCCGUUGAUCGGCGGCUCUCAAACGGAGGCAACAGCUCCGACGAGGACAUCAAAAUCUACAACAUCGAGUCCGGUCAGGAGAUGCGCAUUCCGGAUAAGAAAGAUGGGCCGCGAUCACCGAGUCCGGAAGAGGAGGAACAGUGGACGUAUACGCUUCCGGCGCCGCCCAAGUUUGCAGAUUCGUCCAUCAAGUCCGGCGAGUACGACGAGAAGCAGCGGUUCUUCGAUCUGCAGUCUACGUUCGUGGACAACACGACCAUCGUUACGGAUCGGAUGACGAUCAUCUCAGACGAAACGGAGCAAAUCAGGCCGAUCAUCCGGGAGAAGGUGCUGAUGGAUGAGAGUUUGGCGGAACUCGACCAGAAGUGCGCGUCUCCGACGGAAACUCUUGUGGAGAGCGAAGGCGGCAACAGUAGCGCAACUACUGGCGAGAUUAUGAUCAAUUCGGAUAUCGAGGAUGGGUACCGCGGGGGCAGCGAGCUACGUGAGACGAUGAUCCAGACGUUGGAGAAGCGACGGGAGAAGUUGAAGGAGAGCGAACUGCAGGAUUUGAAGGAGUCAAUAGAAGCGGUCGUGGUGGAACAGAAGGUCAAGGAACCCGAGGAGGAAGAGGCGAACGAGAGUGAUAUUAUGAAAUGUGCCAAAUUGAACGAGGAGACGGUGGUGGAUGACUACACGAUGGUGGUGAAGAGAAGUAGCGUUGUGAGCAUUACACGGUCGCAGUCGGUGGUUGAAAGUAGAAGACUAUCGUCGGACGAGAGACCGGCAGUGGAGGAGAGGAAAAGCGAGGUGAUCAGCGAGCUCAAUCAGGUUAUCAAGGAUGAGAAUGGACUGAAGGCGGUGCUGAACGGGAAGAAGAUGGCGGAGGAAGAGGAUAUUUCUGGAGUGAAAGAAAGCAGUUUGAGCAACUUCAAGAUAUCUAGUUACAAUGGCGAGAACAAGGAGAAUUUGGCUGAGAAGUCAAACGAAAUGGUCAACGGCAUGGGAGAGAAGACCGUUUCGGCUCCGGUGUCGCAAAAAUCUGACGACAGCGAGGAGGAAAACAACGUCGUCGUGCGGCGCAAGAUAUCCGCGGAUUCGAUUUCUCGCAGCAAAUUGAGCAGCGACGAGGACGAGUCCGGGACGCGUUUUGGCAACAAGAACCAGCAAGGACCGGUCAAGCGCCGCAGUCUUACUGUGUUGAACAAAUCGCCGAAGAACAUCAACCGUUCGGAUAGCUUCCAUUCGACCCGGUCGGACUACAUUCAAUCGUUGGCCAGCGUCAACGGGUUGAGGCUGACGCCUCGGAGCACAUCGUACAUUUCGUUGAUCGGGGCGCAGAAGUUCGAGAACCGGUUUGCAGCGAGCAAUCGAAGGAAAUCGACCAGUGAGAUGAGCAUUUGCGACUCGCCGUCACUGCAGAGCUUGGAGGUGAUCAAGAACAUUUUGAACAGCUCCAAGAGUAAUUUAUCGGUGGAGAAGAAAGAAGUCGAGGAGAUUAUGCCGAUGGCUGCGAUCAAGCGGAAUAGCUUCACGGAUAUUUCCACUUUGGUUCAGUUCAAGAGCGAAGUCGUAAGGAGUACUUUGGUCAGACCAGAGAGUAUGGUUGAGCAGAAAAUUGAGGAAGUGGAGUGUAAGAAAGUGUUUGAAGAGGAGACCGAGGAGAAGCCGGUUGCAGUCGAGAAGAUCGAAUCGAAGAAGGAGUGCUUGAUUGAGGAUUCGGUCAGUAUGAAGGCAACUGAUAACGAGAAAGCCAUGAGCGAAAGGGUUGUGGAUGUUUCGAAUGAGUCUAAAAGUGAUGACGAGAAAUUGAAGAACAGACAACUGUCGGCGGCGGUUGCUAAGCAACCUCAAACUACAGUAGUUAACAUCACUACUACAAGCACAACGGUAACCAGUAGUGGUGUAAGCGUUACAGUGAACAGUGAACCAUCAGCUGGAAAACGGUGGACGUAUCAAGGGCCACCAACUAUUAACUUCACAACUUGGAGUGAACGGCCAAAGAUCGAUGUCUCGAUCAAAUCAGAUCGGGAUUACCGAUUCGGCGGAAGCUCCACUCUUCCUCGGGGCUACAGAAAUGUAAAUAACACCACUAAAGUGAACCUGAACGUUGCUCCAGCGCCAACCCUGGAGAAAGAGAACGGCAUAGAUCAGCCUGAUUCUCGAGAACAUGUGCCAUUAAACAACGGAGAACCAAAAUCACUCCCGCAGGAUACAAAUCCUGAACCGCUAUCAACAUCCAAUUCCGACCGUCUACCAAUCGUUCGAGCCGUUGAAUACAAGAAGAACGUUGUUCCACCACCUCCAGUGGCCCAGAAGCCACUUGACAAACCGUACUUCUACGAUACGUACUCCCGUACACCGGCGAACUCAGCCGCUACCAUCAACAGGUUGAGCAUGGGAUAUAACAAAUUUCAACCCGUUGUCCGAGGUUUCAAGUCGAUGGAAGAAAAAGAUGCCCCUGCGAAACCACGCCCCGUGUCGAUGAUUGAGUCCUCCAAUAUCUCAACCGCCAUUUUGAAAACCACGCCUACUAGGAUAGACAAGCCGGCUCCAGAAGCCACGUCUCUUCCUUUCGGACAGAACACGCUUCGCCGGACGGGUCUCAAGGACAAAAUCCUUGCUCAAACAAAUCCUGAACCGACUGUGAAGCCAGCAGCAGUUCAGGAACCCCCGGUUGUAGCCGUCAAGACAGCGGCAGCAACAACUUCAACGGCACCUCCACCGCCUCCGCCGGUGGCUCCCAAGCUGACCACUCCGGUAGUGAGAGGAGCCAUCGUUAAGAAGCCUCUCCCUUCGCCGGAAGUGGACCCCCGGGCUGCCCUGUUGGAUGCCAUCCGGAACUUCAACAAAGAUAAGCUACGCGCAGAAUAAUGAUCGCAGUGAGCUUUUUAUUCAUGCUAUCAUUCUUCUUCCUUACAUUCGAUAUGCUGGUCGUUGCCUAGCAACGGAACUUUAUUCCGCCACCGGCGUCGCUUGCUUUGUAGUUAGUUGUUAUUAAUUUAUUACUUUGUUGUUUUCUUUUUAAUUUCUACUUCUUUUCUGUUUUUAUCCUUUUGUAUCAAAAUUAUUCCUUUUAUCGUUUUUAUUAUUGAAAAUAAACCUGCCCAUUUCACUUGGUUUUAUGUGAAAAAUGCAAAAUUUAUCGAGCCACGUUAAACACACACACACAAAUAAACAUGCAAGCAAACAAGUUAUUAAUACGGGACCAAAGGUAACAUGGUGUUUUGUUUUAAGCAGAAUAAAACAAGUUUUAUUAAAGCAAGUAAAAGCAGCACAAUUUAUCAUGCUAUAUGUUAAUAUUCUAGCUAAAAUGUUGGUUUUUUUAUUACAUUCCAAACUGACAGAACCAUCUGUGAAACAGAUGUUUUAAUAAAAAAAAAACUACCCAUAGGAAAUUGUCUAGUGCACCACACAAAAAUAUAUAAACAGACGUCAACACUUAUAAACACACUUACAUACUCGGGUAUUAAUCAUUAAUGAUGUUAACAACUUAGCUAGUAAGCUUCAAUUUCCCUAUACCUACCUAUGAAAAGCAAAAAACCUUGAUAUCCGAAGGCAAGUGCGGGUUAUGUCCAUGCAAGGGGAAAAGGGUAUGUCAUCACACACAGUCACCUAAAAAGCACUUUCUUAAAAAGCGAAACGGUUGCAUAAUACCUUUACCCAUUAUUUUUCUGUUUCCAAACGAGAGAAAUGUGAAAUGAUAAUCGUGAAAGCAAUCAUCAAGUCAUUAGACAGUUAGGUUGUAAAGUUCUGAUAUAGGCUUAGGAAUACUGUUUUUAAAGAGUAUUUGUAGAUUAAUCAUCAAGAAGCAUCCGCUUCAGUUGGGCAGCCUCCGGCUCCGGAAUCGGAUCUUGAUACAAACGUGUAAAUUUUUAACAAUGGAAAUAUUUGAAAUAAACUGAUAUUAUACUAAUAA